UUAUAUUAUUAUAAAAAAUAAAAAUAUGGAUAAUUAAAAUGUCUAUCUCAAAAGAUAAUGGUUUAUCCAAUCAAGUAAAGGACGUUUAGAGGAUAAUUAUGAUUUCGAUUCUAAAAAAGUUUUAGGUAGUGGAACCUAUGGAAGUGUUUUUAAAGCAAAAAAAAAAGACUCUAAAAUUAUAAGAGCAGUAAAAUAGAUUCCUAAAAGCAAAGUUAAAAAUACUGAACGAUUUAAAGCAGAAAUUGAAAUUACAAGAUCAUUAGAUCAUCCUAAUAUAAUUAAAUUAUAUGAAACUUAUGAAGAUGAAAGGAAUGUUUAUUUAAUUAUGGAAAUAUGUGAAGGUGGUGAAUUAUUUGAUAGAAUUAUCGAAAAAGGAAGAUUUACAGAAGUAGAGGCAAGAUCAGUAUUACUUAAAUAAUACAAGCUUUAAAUUAUUGCCAUUCUAAAGGAAUAGCUCAUAGAGAUUUAAAACCAGAAAACUUUUAUAUUUAACAAAACAUGACGAUUCUCCAAUAAAAGUAAUAGAUUUUGGACUUUCUAAAAAUUUUGAUUAAAAUGUAUCUAUGUAAACUAAAGCAGGAACACCUUAUUAUAUUUCACCAGAAGUUCUUGAUGGUAAAUAUGAUUAAUCAUGUGAUAUUUGGUCUGCAGGCGUUAUUUUAUAUAUUUUACUUUCUGGUGUACCACCAUUUUUUGGAGAUGAUGAUUCUGAAAUUCUUUAAGCUGUAAAAAAAGGAGUUUUUACAUAUGAAAUUCCUGAAUUUGAAGGAGUUUCUAAAAGUGCUAAAGAUUUAAUUUCGCAAAUGAUUACAAAACCUGAAAAAAGAUAUAAACCAGAAUAAGUAUUGAAUCAUCCUUGGAUGAAGGAAGAGUUAAAAAACAAAAAUAAAUAACUUCCUUUGAAUUUUAAUGCAUUAAAGAACUUUACUUAACAUCAUAAAUUAAAAAAAGUUGCAUUAUCAUUCAUUGCUUCUUAGUUAUCAGAAAAUGAAAUUUCUGAAUUAGGUAAACUUUUCAGACAAUUAGAUAAAAAUGGUGAUGGGGUACUUACUAUAGAUGAAAUUAGAGAUGGAUUAACAAACUCAUCUGAUAAAAACUUAGAAGAAGUAAGGAAAGUAAUAUCCUCUAUUGAUACUGACGGGAGUGGGAAAAUCGAUUAUACUGAAUUCUUAGCAGCUACCAUGGAAAAAAGCCUUUAUAUGAAAGAAGAUAAACUACAUUAGGCUUUUAAAAUGUUAGAUUAAGAUGGAAACGGAAAAAUAACAAAAUAAGAGCUUAAAGCAGUUUUAGGAAGAGAUUAAUCUUUUGCGAAAUAAAAUGAUAAUUAUUGGGAUGAUAUGAUAAAAGAAGUAGAUAAAAAUGGAGAUGGUGAAAUUGACUAUAAUGAAUUUAUAGAUAUGAUGAAUAUAAUUACAUAUAAAAAAUGA
Messenger RNA from Ichthyophthirius multifiliis, 1427 nucleotides. Its product is annotated as protein kinase domain protein. The annotation marks the transcript as partial. Gene Ontology annotation, biological process: protein autophosphorylation; intracellular signal transduction; peptidyl-serine phosphorylation. The transcript has 7 exons. The record is from RefSeq and is a predicted model, not a curated record. Lineage: Eukaryota; Ciliophora; Oligohymenophorea; Hymenostomatida. Gene Ontology annotation, molecular function: ATP binding; calmodulin binding; calcium/calmodulin-dependent protein kinase activity. Gene Ontology annotation, cellular component: cytoplasm; nucleus.